GUGGACCGACUACGUCCCGCUGGGCAGGAGGAUGCCGGGCACCCGCUUCAUCGCCUUCAAGGUUCCUCUGAAAAAGAGCUUUGAUCAGAACCUUCACCCAGAGGAGAGAUUUUCGCCUCGUGACCUCAUUAAGAAAAUUAAAGAGCAGAAGGAAGAACUAGGCCUGAUCAUUGACCUGACAUACACAACUCGCUACUACAGGCCAGAGGAGCUCCCAGCCACACUCUGCUAUUCAAAGAUCUUGACAAUGGGGCAUGAAAUACCAAACAGGCACACCAUUUUUCAAUUCAAAUGCGUUGUAAAGAAGUUUUUGAGAGACAACAGAGACAACGAUAAACUCAUCGGAGUUCAUUGCACGCAUGGCUUAAACAGAACUGGCUACCUGGUUUGUAGGUACCUGAUUGAUGUUGAAGGCAUGGAGCCAAAUACUGCGAUAGAGUUGUUCAACAGGGCUCGAGGGCAUCCUAUAGAGAGACCCAACUAUAUCCAGGAUCUUCAGAAGAGAUCUGUGAAACCUUAUUUCCCGCGGGAUGGGCCUGGGAAGUGUCGCUCGGUGGGGCGGGAGUCGGUGGUGCCUGCGGCGUUCCCGGAUGUUGCGGCGGCUCCUGAUUGGUUGCUGGAAGCGAGGCGGGGCGGAGCUAUCGGCAGUUCGGCGACAACCCGGAAGCGCUGCGGGGUGGCGGCGCCAG
Eurypyga helias (sunbittern) is the source of this 689-nucleotide messenger RNA. Its product is annotated as RNA/RNP complex-1-interacting phosphatase-like. The transcript has 8 exons. Gene Ontology annotation, molecular function: protein tyrosine/serine/threonine phosphatase activity; polynucleotide 5'-phosphatase activity. NCBI's taxonomy places the organism in Eukaryota, Metazoa, Chordata, Aves, Eurypygiformes, Eurypygidae. Gene Ontology annotation, biological process: protein dephosphorylation. The annotation marks the transcript as partial. The record is from RefSeq and is a predicted model, not a curated record.